UUGUUACUGAGCAUUACAGGUAAGUGACCGUCAAUGUAAAAUGGGGAAUAUGUUUUUUUAUUUUUUCUUUUAAUAUAUUUUAAAUGUUUUUAUUUUUGUGUUCUGCACGUAGAAUGUCGUAUAAUCUACGGCCGCGGAGUGUUGGAGAAGCUUUAGAACAGGAGGAGCCUGAAAUCGUCGAUUUUGGAGGUGAAUCGAGUAAUGACGAAUCUGAUAAUGUUGAACAAAUGUCGAAUGAUGACACAGAUGAGGCAAGCGACCUUGGUGAAAUAGAAGCCGAGGUUGAAAAUCCGUCGAAACAAAGUCGCGCCUCGCUGUCACGUGCGAGAGGAAGACCAAUAACUACAAUGAAGGGAAAAAAUGGAUAUACCUGGUCUGUGAAACCGGUCGAAAGAAACUCAAAUCGACGUUCAUCGACGAGGAUUUACAUACCAGGACCAGCGAAUGACGCUCUGCAAUGUGAGGAAAUCGUUCAAUUCUGGGAGGUAUUAUUCACAACGGAAAUGCGCGAAUUGAUCGUGAAAUAUACAAACAUAAAAAUUGAUUCAACCAGACGUGAAAUUACUGACAAAGGUGGCAUCCUCCAAACUUAUCAUCAUACAACUGAUUUGAUUGAAAUAAACGGUUUCAUCGGAUUGCUCUAUUAUGCUGGCAUUUGGAGAGUCAAUCAUAUCGGCGUCAAGGAGUUAUGGUCCAACACCGAAGGUUACAACAUGUAUCGAGCUACCAUGCCUGGCAGACGGUUUAUUUUCCUUUCACAGUCGAUACGGUUCGAUGAUAAAACAAGGAGGCCACAAAAUAAUAAGUUCGCCUGUAUUGAAGAGUUAUGGAAUAUGUUUAUUGAGAAAUGUAAAUGGAAUUAUAAACCUCACAAUUUCUGCACCGUGGAUGAGCAGCUAUUAUCAUUUCGAGGGAGAUGUGGAUUUCGCGUUUAUAUAAAAAGUAAACCGGAUCGAUAUGGCCUCAAACUUGUUACUUUGAACGACGCGAAAACUUUUUACAUGAUCAAUGCUGUUCCCUAUACGGGCAAAGUACACAUCGAGAAAGGAUUGUCUGUUUCUGAAGAUGUAUUUUUUAAAGUUACGGCUCCUAUUCAUGGAACUGAGCGUAGUGUGACCUGUGAUAAUUGGUUUACUUCGAUCCCAUUAAUUGAGAAAGCCUUCAAAGAUCCCUAUAAAAUGAAAAUAACAGGCACAAUUAGAAGUAAUAAACGCGAGAUCCCGUUGGAAAUGAAGAUAGCAGGAGAUGCGGAAACUGGAAAAUACGGUUUUCACGAGAAUAUCACCUUACUAUCUUGGACACCACGGAAGAAUAAAAUUGUUUUAGUGGCAUCCUCAUAUGUUACAUCGACGGAAAAUGAAGCGGAAUCGCAUAAACCUCUCAUCAUAAGCCACUACAACACUACGAAAGGUGGCACUGAUGUUUUCGACAAAUUGUGUCACUCGUACACCGUCUCUCGUGGUACAAAACGAUGGCCAUUGCGAUUUUUCUUUGGAAUGUUAGAUCAGGCGGCUGUCAAUAGUAGAAUACUCCAUACCUGCCAUAAAAUGAACGAUUCGGAGAAGGCGAACGAAAGGCUUUCUGGAAGGGAAAGCCAAAAACAGAUUGCCUUCUACCUGUUGAAACCGCAGCUCCAACGCCGACUUGAAACACCGUCGUUGAGGGUAGGGAUACGAAAAAGUAUCGAAUCCAUUUUGUCUAUCGAUUCAACACCAACUCAAGAACAUCGAUCUACGUUUGAGAAACGAGUUCGAUGUGCAUUGUGCGAUCGCAAAAAAGACCACAAAACUAAGGCAAAGUGCCCAUCUUGCAGCCGAGCGAUGUGUGACGAUCACAGAGCCUACUUAUGUAUAGACUGUGCUGGUGUACAGUCUAUACAUAAAAACAGCAGUAUAUUUUAGUUUAAUCGUUUUUGUGAAUUAAAAAANUACA
Onthophagus taurus is the source of this 1932-nucleotide messenger RNA. RefSeq names its product piggyBac transposable element-derived protein 4-like. The record is from RefSeq and is a predicted model, not a curated record. Lineage: Eukaryota; Metazoa; Arthropoda; Insecta; Coleoptera; Scarabaeidae.